Messenger RNA from Thermothielavioides terrestris NRRL 8126, 1264 nucleotides. RefSeq lists its product as uncharacterized. Gene Ontology annotation, molecular function: mRNA binding. Gene Ontology annotation, cellular component: nucleus. Bases 135 to 887 code for a protein of 250 amino acids. Gene Ontology annotation, biological process: mRNA export from nucleus. The record is from RefSeq and is a predicted model, not a curated record. NCBI's taxonomy places the organism in Eukaryota, Fungi, Ascomycota, Sordariomycetes, Sordariales, Chaetomiaceae. The transcript has 4 exons.
AAACAGCGACAGCAAAGCCCGUCUCUUUUCGCUGCCGCCCUACAACAAACAUACAAAUCCGCGCUUGAUCGCCAACUUUGCAUCACCCCAACAACACUACGCACACUCGCGUUCUUGCACCUGCCGCCGCAAUCAUGUCUGGCAAGCUCGACCAGUCUCUCGACGAGAUUCUCUCCAACCAGCGGCGCAACCAGCAGGGCCGUCGCCGCUCCCAGCGUCGCGCUGCUGGCGCCACUCGGUCCGCCACCACUGCCCCGGCUGGCGGCAUCCAGAAGAGCUCAAAGGCUGCGCGCACUGCGGCCAAGCCUACCCCCGCGAAAGGCGCUGGUCUGACUGGCGAGAGCAAGAUCAUGGUCAGCAACUUGCCCAAGGAUGUUUCCGAAGGCCAGAUCAAGGACUACUUCCAGCAGACAGUCGGUCAGGUCAAGAAGGUCGAACUUUCCUACGGACCCGGUGGCGUUAGCCGUGGCAUUGCUCAUGUCACAUUCCACCAUGCCGAUGGCGCCAGCAAGGCUUUCAGCACCCUCAACGGUCUUCUGAUUGACAACAAGCCUGUCAAGGUCGAAGUUGUUGUCUCUUCCGCAGAAUUGAUCCCCCAGCCCAAGCCACUCGCUCAGCGCAUCGCGGCGCCCAAGGCUCAGCCCAAGUCCGCCGCUGCCGUGAAGCAGAACGGUACCGGCGCCAAGGGCAGUGCUGCGGCUGGCAAGUCGACCAAGAAGACGGGCCGGCGCGGCCGCAGCAACCGGCCGGUUAAGAAGACGGCGGAGGAGCUGGACUCGGAGAUGGCCGAUUACUUUGAGAGCGCCAACACCGAGAACAACGCCGGCGGCGCUGCCCCCGCGGCUGCUGCCGGUGGCGAUGCUCCGAUGGAGGAGGAUGUUCUUUAAUUUUGCUCCAGACAGCAUUGGCAAGAGACGACGGGGAGCCUUUGUGGCAGCGGUGUUUUUCGGGGGCAUAUCGAUGUACGAAACGAGGCUUGGUCGAUUUGGCAUUUGCGGGACGGGUUGGGCACGGCUUUGAUUUGGGCAGUUAGCAUUUCUUAGGCACAGAUUGGCACCCUCUCCGUAGUUUUGUCGGGGAUACUGUAUAAUCCUGGUCUCUAGCGAUCUCUGUGCGCCAACAUGGGUCAAUAUGGGUUGCCGUAUUUUCUUUGCAUGCUUCUCAAGGCACUGCGACUCCCGAUAGCAUGUAAUUUUCAAGGCAGCGGCCAAGAACUCUGACGGCUGAUCAGAUGGCACGAGCCGAUUCUAUGGGAAGAGGUGCC